CAAACUGAAAAUGAAAGUAUUACCCAAGUUUGUAUAACACAAAGGCAUGGUAGGAGUGAAAGAACAGCGAGAAAGAACAUGGAAGACGAAGAGAUGCUGGCGCUGAGUUAUAAUCUCCAGUGAACUAUUUUAUUCUUGGAUUGUCUCUGUUGUUCUGGAACUGAGACCACUCCAAACAGAAGAAAGAUGCAGCAAUUGGGAGGGGAGGAGUGUCUGGUCCCUCAGCCUCGUGGGAGUUUACCCAAAACCUGUGCGAUAGGAUUGGCUUCUGUGGUGGCGACGGCCAUCUUGGUUUGGGAGCCUGAGGGCUUCUUCAGACACGUUUCUGCAGCAAUACUCAUCCUGACUGUGGGGCCCUCGCUGCACGGAGUGUUUCUUCUCUCAGAGGAAUGUCUUCAUCAUGCAACUACCAGGUACCGUGGUCGGAGGCUGGGUCAGAUGGUGACAGCCUGUGUGGGUGUAUGUACCCUCCUGGGUGUGGGGUUGGCAGUGCUGCUGUUUGUCUUGACCAAGCCCCAGCCCUGGAGGGACCAGUGCAGCAUGGUUAUCCUGGCCUGUGUCCUCUACCCUCUACUCAAAACCCUGGGAGUACUGGGUCCGUCUGAGGUGGAGGUGUCAGAGAUCUGUGAGACAAGGAAGAUGAACGUGGCUCAUGGCCUGGCUUGGUCUUUCCACCUGGGCUACCUCAACCUGGUUCUGCCUCGGUUGGAGGGUUCUAUCGCAGCAUUCCGUGCUUCACAUAAUGCAGGUCCGUUUGAGACCAGGGGUUCCAGAAAGCUCCUCAUUCUCCUUCCUCUCAACGCAAACAUUACUCACACGCUGGAGGACGAGGACACCAACAUCCAUUUCUAUGACAACCUCCCUGACACAGAGAUCGACAGGGCAGGUGUCAGGGGGCGUGUCUACAAGCACAGUGUCUACACCGUAUUGGACAAGGACAGACAGGCCCAUCACUGUGUUGUGGAGUAUGCCACCCCUCUGCUGACCCUGUAUAAGAUGUCUCAGGAGAGCAGUGCAGGGUUUGGGGAGAGGGACAGGAGAGAGCAGGUGCUGCUGUUCUACAGGACUCUACAGGACAUACUGGACCGCUCACUGGAGUGCAGGAACCGCUACCGACUCAUCCUGCUCAACGAUGAACAUGAGGAUGACCCUCACUACCUGUCCAACUCCAUUCUGAAGAACCUGGAUCAACAGGAGAAAGAAGAGUUCUAUAUUCCCCCUUUCAUCCCUCAGCCUGAGGUGGACCACCCAUCCCAUGCCCUGCCCAUCAUCGACGACUGGCACCGAGCUGAGCCAAUGAGCAGGGUGCCUACGAUCAUGAUCAGUCAUGACAUGCCACGUACGCUCAGGGAACCGGUUGAGAAUUCGGAAGACCUUUCUCCAUGAGACAGGUCUAGAGAGAUAAACAAAAUAAAUUGCACUUAUGCACAACAGCAGCAGCACUACACCAGGCUGCAAGGUAGGAAGUACUCAAAGCCAUCUGAAAGUAGAGCAACAAGGCAUUGCCUUCCCCUUUACACCGCCACACAUUACUUAACAUACGGUGCAUUUGGAAAGUAUUCAGACCCCUUGACUUUUUCCACAUUCUGUUACGUUACAGCCUUAU
Messenger RNA from Oncorhynchus mykiss (rainbow trout), 1606 nucleotides. RefSeq names its product stimulator of interferon genes protein. Lineage: Eukaryota; Metazoa; Chordata; Actinopteri; Salmoniformes; Salmonidae. Gene Ontology annotation, molecular function: 2',3'-cyclic GMP-AMP binding; cyclic-di-GMP binding. The record is from RefSeq and is a predicted model, not a curated record. Gene Ontology annotation, cellular component: autophagosome; endoplasmic reticulum membrane. Gene Ontology annotation, biological process: activation of innate immune response; positive regulation of macroautophagy; autophagosome assembly.